Molecule: messenger RNA, 458 nt
Organism: Rubroshorea leprosula
Lineage: Eukaryota; Viridiplantae; Streptophyta; Magnoliopsida; Malvales; Dipterocarpaceae
Source: the annotation of a GenBank genome assembly
UAAAGAGGGAAAAUAAUUGGAUAAGGAUCAGCUUAUUUCUUUUCUCCUUUUUCCUCUUUUCUCCAGCCCGAUUCUGCUCUUCUUCUUCUUCUUCCCGCUGCAGCCAAAAAAAGAAAAGAAACCCAGCCAUGCCUUGAGGAAACCGAUAGAAAGCUUGGUUUUUGGCCUUCUUUUCUUGCUCUAGAACACAUGUAGAACCCAGAAAUUCUUCCUUCCCCUGCUGGAAAACCGGAUCUGCUAUGCUCUGCUCCUCACCGCCGGCUGCUCCUGCUUGUGGGGGGCGAAUUGCUUGGGUUUUGGCCGUGAGCUUUCUUCUUCCAUGCCGCCGGCCUUCUUCCCCAAUCUGCUAGCUCCGGUUCCUUGCUUGUAAAUUCUGGUUCCCGAUCGUUCUGUCAGUUAGUACGUGAAUUGAGUGCUCGGUUUUAUGCGAGUGAGGUAAGUAAAUUUAUGGUAAUGCC